Telopea speciosissima is the source of this 826-nucleotide messenger RNA. Its product is annotated as AMSH-like ubiquitin thioesterase 2. Gene Ontology annotation, cellular component: endosome; membrane. Gene Ontology annotation, biological process: protein K63-linked deubiquitination; protein K48-linked deubiquitination. The transcript is spliced from 3 exons. NCBI's taxonomy places the organism in Eukaryota, Viridiplantae, Streptophyta, Magnoliopsida, Proteales, Proteaceae. The record is from RefSeq and is a predicted model, not a curated record. The coding region runs from base 38 to 352 and encodes 104 amino acids.
UCCUUUUCAUGCUAACCUCAUGUAUUAAAUAUUCACCAUGAUCUUAAUGGGCAAUGUUCAGACACAUCCUUCGCAGUCUUGUUUCAUGUCGUCAAUUGAUCUUCAUACUCACUACUCAUAUCAGAUCAUGUUGCCUGAAGCAAUUGCAAUUGUCAUGGCUCCAAAAGAUGGGUCAAGAACCCAUGGCAUUUUCCGGCUAACAACACCAGGUGGUAUGUCAGUCAUUAGACAAUGUCAGCAGCGUGGCUUCCAUCCACAUGAACAGCCUCCAGAUGGUAGACCCAUUUAUGAUCAUUGUACAGAUGUCUAUAUGAACCCCAAUCUAAAGUUUGAUGUCAUCGAUCUCAGAUGAUCACAUGGUGAAUGAAAAUUAGGGGUAUUGCUUCACCCUCCAUUUUAUUCACUAACUAUGUGUGUAUAAUUAUCAAUAUUCUAUGUUAGUUUUUCAUCCCCCACCCCAAAUGAAAAGAGGGAAGGAACUGUGAACAAGAGAAAAAGGAAAAUUUGCCAAUUGGUGGCAUAGAUUGUUGCCCCAUGAUUAAAACUACAUAAUAUCAAGCCAACUUCUGGAAAGCAUUGGUGACAAGUCAAUUCUUGACAACAAAUUUUUUACGUACUAUUUUUGUUGUCAUUGCAAGUCAUGUCUAUUGUACAGUUUGCCUGCUAUGUUGAACAUUUCCACAUUUCAAUUACUCAUCUGUAUAGAGUUGAAAUGUAUCUGAAAUUUAUUACAAGCGCUGUUUUCGUAUAAACUUAUGCCUCCCAUCCCCAUCAGAUGGGUUUCUUCCCAUCAAUCUCAAAUAUAUUGGUGGUAAAUUCUUGUUGA